Erythranthe guttata (spotted monkey flower) is the source of this 677-nucleotide messenger RNA. Its product is annotated as histone H2A. The record is from RefSeq and is a predicted model, not a curated record. NCBI's taxonomy places the organism in Eukaryota, Viridiplantae, Streptophyta, Magnoliopsida, Lamiales, Phrymaceae. Gene Ontology annotation, cellular component: nucleosome. Gene Ontology annotation, molecular function: DNA binding; structural constituent of chromatin; protein heterodimerization activity.
CAAAAGCAGCCUUUCUCUUCUACCAACAAUUCUCCAUCUCGCUUAGUUCCCGGUGCAAAAUCGUCAUUUCAUGGAGGCUGCCGGAAAACCUAAGAAGGGCGCCGCCGGAAGGAAGAUUGGCGGCACGAAUAAGAAGUCCGUCACCCGCUCCGCCAGAGCCGGCCUCCAGUUCCCCGUCGGCAGAAUCGGCCGUUUCCUGAAGAAAGGCCGUUACGCCCAGCGUAUCGGAUCCGGAGCCCCGGUUUACUUGGCCGCCGUUCUCGAGUAUUUAGCUGCUGAGGUGUUGGAAUUGGCUGGAAAUGCGGCGAGAGACAAUAAGAAGAGCAGGAUUAUACCGAGGCAUCUGCUGUUGGCUGUGAGGAACGAUGAGGAGCUGGGGAAGUUGUUGCAGGGUGUGACGAUUGCUCACGGUGGCGUGCUGCCGCAGAUCAACCCGGUGCUGCUGCCGAAGAAGACCGGCGGCGAUAAGCCGAUCAAGGAGCCGAAGUCGCCGGCUGCUAAGUCCCCGAAGAAAGCCGCGGCUUAGUUUGUUCUAGAAUUUGGGGUUAUUUGGUUUUUCUUUUUAUUUGUAUGGAGUUUUUGGGCUUAAAAAAACUGUAGGUUGUAAUUACGCAGUUCUGGUGAUUAAACCUUAUAUGUAGUAUGAAUUUAGUGAAUCGAAUCAAUUUCUUCUCUUA